Mercurialis annua (annual mercury) is the source of this 1305-nucleotide messenger RNA. RefSeq lists its product as uncharacterized. NCBI's taxonomy places the organism in Eukaryota, Viridiplantae, Streptophyta, Magnoliopsida, Malpighiales, Euphorbiaceae. Bases 1 to 1305 code for a protein of 434 amino acids. The record is from RefSeq and is a predicted model, not a curated record. The transcript has a single exon.
AUGUAUGCCCAAUUACGUCUAACUGAUCAUGAACAGUCGGUGAUCACCCUUGAAGAUGUAGUUGAUGAUGAAGCAGAAGACAAAGCCAAUAUGAGCCUUGUAGGGAAACUUUUCACAAGAAAACCCUAUAAUCUGAUUCAUAUGAAGAAUGCGUUGGUUAGUGCAUGGCGGCUGGCGAAGGGUUUUAACCUUAAGGAUAUUGGAGAUAACUUGUUUGUGUGUGAGUUUUACUCUAAAUCGGAUAGGAGUAGAAUUUUACGGGAGGGUCCAUGGCACUUUGAUAAGCAAUUGAUUCUAUUCGAACCAUUGAGUGGAAAUAUGCAACCUAACAAUAUCUUGAUGUCUACCUGCCCUGUGUGGGUUCGUAUAUACGACUUACCCAUGAACUGUAGAGGACAAGCUGCUAUAACGAAGAUUGGUGCGAAGGUAGGAAGGGUAUUGGAAUGGGAUGAUAACGGCGGUGGAGGAUGGUGUCGUUUUGGGAGGGUUCGAGUUGCUAUUGAUGUAACUAAACCCCUCACCAGAGGUUCUAAAAUUGUCAACUCCCUUGGCGAACAAUGCUGGAUUUCAUUCAAAUACGAAAGAAUCCAUAAUUUUUGUUAUUGGUGUGGAAUGCUCGAUCAUAUGGUGGCAGAUUGCGAACUCAAACCAGACGAGGUGGACGUUUCAGAUUGGCCUUAUGGUCCUUUUCUCCGAGCUACCCCCCGUAAGCGUAGUAUGAUGGGCCAGAGAUCUUAUAUAAAUGAGAACCAUAAGGAUAUGAGUGGACUGGAUGGAACAUCGCCCCCUUCAGUGAUACCUGAGCAGAUGACGCCGGUGAGACGGGUCCUAAACAUGACUGAAGUGCGGAGAGAAGUGGCUGACAAAGUAUUACCAAAUCUGCAGCAGCAGAAUGGCUGUUUGAACCAGGGUGGUGUUAACGCAAGUCAUAUUCUAAACACAGGUGAAGGAGCAAGUUUAGAUACUGAUGGCUUUAUUGACAUAACAGUUGUUCAAGUCCAGAGUUCAAACCAUAUUGCUUCGGUCUCUGGAUCAAAGACCACUGUGAAUGGAGGAGGGAAAAAGGGUGGAACGACUGGAAAAAGGGCUACCUGGAACCGGAAUAAGAGCCUGCGUAGUGAGGGAACAACAUGUAAUGAAGAGCUGCAACUUGUGGGUGCUACAAAAAGAACUCGGGCAAUGUUACAGAAUACAUCAGAUUCAGAUAAUCUUUUCUCUAAGAAACUGCGAGAUGGGCUAUCUAAUCAAUUCGAAAAUAUUGAGAUAUCGGCGGAGACUGCGGGACAGUCUCGUCGGAUGCAAUGA